Canariomyces notabilis is the source of this 1154-nucleotide messenger RNA. RefSeq lists its product as uncharacterized. NCBI's taxonomy places the organism in Eukaryota, Fungi, Ascomycota, Sordariomycetes, Sordariales, Chaetomiaceae. The coding region runs from base 121 to 921 and encodes 266 amino acids. The record is from RefSeq and is a predicted model, not a curated record. The transcript is spliced from 3 exons. Gene Ontology annotation, molecular function: transcription coregulator activity. Gene Ontology annotation, biological process: regulation of transcription by RNA polymerase II. Gene Ontology annotation, cellular component: mediator complex.
CAAAGCUCCAACCGUAUUUGAGAAGCAGCAAAUAAGACUCAGGCAUCUUCGAGUCAAAAAGACAUCAUAUUCCUUCCAUCAGACAUCAUACAAAGUAUUGUUCCGCCAGCCGCAGACAAUAUGCCCCACGACAUCUUCAUGGCCGCUGUGGUGGCUGGCGCCGACAUGGUCAAAGCCCGGACCCUCGUCGGCGGCUUCACCGAAAUGCGAGAGCGCCACCUGUUUGACCGCAUCCAGCACUAUGAGCCCCAAGACCUGGCCGUCAAGGGAUUUCCGAAAGCCAAAGAGCUUCAGAAAGAACGCCCGCCGAACGGACCCCUCUGGCAAGAGCUGCAUCAAAUUCUUGCCAAGCAGCCCGCCACUUUGCAGGUGCACACCAAAAUCACAGACGAGGUGAUCAGCAAGGCUGGCACGGGAGAAGCCGUCGCCAUUGCGCCCGGAAAGUCGCGUGUGCUGCGGUGGACGGAGCUGCCUGACCCCCCAAGCAGCCGGAUCCCUCCGUUCAUCAUUCAACGCAGGAUCCUCGAGAUCAGCGACAGCAGGAUAGAACAGAUCUUGGCAGAGAAUGGGUUCAAAGUCAAAUCGGACCUGGUCGACGAGUCGUACCAGUGGUGGCUCAACGACGUGGAAUUUGCCCUGACACGCACAUAUGCACUGUCUUUAGAUUUCAACCAGUCGCCAGAUUCCAACCAGUCGCCGUCGCAGCAGAUUCCAGAUCUGGCUUCCCUCCAGCCUGUCGCCGAUUUUUGGAUUCUGUUCGUCCGUACUCGGGUUGAUUCGACACCCGAACGCACUCAGUACGGCCAGAACCAGCUGGCGCGGAUCCGGGAGCAAUUCGCCGGAGUCUUUGACUUCAAAGCUUUUGAUCGCCGUUUCUUUGAUUCUCGGAUCCAGGAAAAGAGGGUACAAGGUUCGGCCUAGGCGCCCGGAAUGGAUUCCCCUCCUACUACCGACGACGAGGAUGAUGAUGGCGAAGACGCCCAGGAAGACGGUCCUGAGGAAGAUAUUGACACGGACUUCUGGGAUGACGAAGACUCGGCAGAGUCCGACACCAACAACAACUCGAGUGAGACAUAAUUACACUGAGUAUAUCCACUAUUCAGGCAGAACCAGUGGCAGAAGAUGAGAAGGGGGCUGGAAGCGAUGGUAGCGUU